Messenger RNA from Labrus mixtus (cuckoo wrasse), 5055 nucleotides. RefSeq names its product membrane-associated ring finger (C3HC4) 2 (gene marchf2). Lineage: Eukaryota; Metazoa; Chordata; Actinopteri; Labriformes; Labridae. Gene Ontology annotation, molecular function: zinc ion binding; ubiquitin-protein transferase activity. The transcript is spliced from 5 exons. Gene Ontology annotation, biological process: protein ubiquitination. The record is from RefSeq and is a predicted model, not a curated record. Bases 481 to 1236 code for a protein of 251 amino acids.
GUUGUUGUGUGGACGCCCCUCCCUCCCUUUGGCCAGCUGUUGUUAUUCACACAUCUUCAGGGUUUGUGUUUGUCUCCUGCUCGUCUGCUCGUCUGCUCCCAGACAGACAAUCAGAUGAAGGAGAGCCUGCGGGGUGUGUUCUUAAAAGCCCUGGGAAAGAGGAAACCUGCCCCGCUGCUGUGUGUGUCUGUGUGUAUAUGUGUGUGUGCUAUCAGCUGCUAGCUCAUUAGCUGGCUAUAGGCGCUGCGCUGUCUACAAUGCUGUUACAUGUAACGUAGACACAGCCGACUGUGGACGGAAAUAUGGCGUUAUUAGGACGGUAAUACUUUCAGCUGACCGGAAAACCUUUGUAAGAAGAGGACAGUGAAUCGAACCCUUCCUGACCUGUGGAGAGAAGAGUCUGAGUCGCCUGCAUCACCCUGGUCCUUCUUACAUCCUCACCGCCCGCCCCCCUACGGCCAGUGUCUGGCCACUGUAACCAUGACGACAGGGGGUUGUUGCCACCUGCCCGGCUCCCUGUGUGACUGUGCGAGCAGCACAGGCCUGUGGAAGAGCGUGGAGGAGGCGGGCGGCGACGGGUGCCAGGCGCUCUACGUCACCCAGGUCACAGCCAUCGACGGACAGCUGCUCUCCUCCGUGCUGAAACCCAUCGGAUCACAAAUUGAUGGUCCCAUCUGUCGCAUUUGCCAUGAAGGAGGCAGCGGUGAGGUUCUCCUAUCUCCCUGUGACUGCACAGGCACCCUGGGCACCGUGCACAAGAGCUGCUUGGAGAGGUGGCUGUCGUCUUCCAACACCAGCUACUGUGAGCUCUGCCACACCGAGUUCAGCAUCGAGCGCCGCCCGAGGCCCCUCACAGAGGUAACAAAGUGGCUGCGGGACCCCGGCCCUCGUAAUGAGAAGAGCACGUUGUUCUGUGACAUGGUGUGCUUCCUGUUCAUCACUCCUCUAGCAGCUAUCUCAGGUUGGCUGUGCCUGCGGGGAGCUCAGGACCACCUCCAGCUGGGGAGCUGGCUGCAGUCUGUGGGCCUCAUAGCCCUGACCAUCGCCCUCUUCACCAUCUAUGUCCUGUGGACUCUGGUGUCGUUCCGCUACCACUGUCAGCUUUACUCGGAGUGGAGGAGAACAAACCAGAAAGUACGUCUGCUCAUUCCUGAAGCCAAGGACUCCAACUCUUCCCAGCAUUCCUUGCUCUCGACCAAACUGAUGAAGAAGUCGGCCAAUGAGAGUAUAGUAUGAGAGCGUGACAGCAGUGGGGAUGCAUCAGACCUGCCAGCAAGCCUUUGAAGAGACUCGUGUGGGCUUCUUUUUUUUUGUCUCUAUUUGAAACAUGUCGUCUCUGCCCCAUCAGUACUGACUUAAUUUUGCAGUUUUUUUAUUCGUCCUCCUGUGGGUGCAGCACCCAGCACCUCUGUGUGUCACGUGGAUACAAUGAUGACAUUAGAGGGCCGUGACAGCAGGAGAACCAACGACCAAAUAACUGCAAAGAGCGAUGAGCUUGUUAAGUUAUUUUCUUGUCCUCUGACGACUCAGAGCAUUUUUAACACCACAGGUCACACUGACACAUUCACACAUUGAUGGUAGAGGCUGCUGUGUAACCCAUGGCAACCAUUCAUACACAGAUGACAAAGCAGGGGGAGCAACUUAGGUUAAGUGUGGUUAAGUGGGACAUGUUGCUGCAGGAGCUGGGGAUCAAAGAGAGACAACCGGCUCUACCACUGAACCACAGCCGUCCCGCUCAGCUCUAAUCAUUGCAGUGUUUAGCUCGACAACUCAUUGGCGGUCCUCAGAUGAUCGCAGUGCAGCAGGUCCGGGGUUUUCUGCCUGUUGAGCAGCGUUAAGAUUCCAUGAUCCGGUGUGGAUCUGUAAAGGAUUUUCCAUUCCAUCGUCGGGAUGCCAACACGCUGAGAUAAAAACAUCAAACUUUAAUCUUUCCAGAUGUGUUUUUGCACCUGUGUUUUACGUCUGAUGCAAGCGCGGACGAUCGGCGUCGAUCGCAUUAGAUCAGCCUGAGAUUGUGCAAUAAAAACACUGUGGACUGUGAGGUCUGCAUACGACAUGCAGAGACCUCUCCCAAUUUGCACAGCGAUGCAUGCCAGCACUGUUGAUGAUGUUUGGAUUUUUUUAUGGUGUUUUCUUAAACUCUUUCUCUAACCACUAAAGAAUGAAGCGUUGAACGAUUCCUCCUGAAGUGGGCUCUAAAUGUGUCCUCAUAGAGGUUCUCGUCCAAUCAGCACUUAGCAGGAAGGUCUGUGAAUGACCUCUGCACCCCUCUCUGUCAAGACGUCUGUCAGAGGAACAUUUCCACAGUGUACUGUCGGCCUGAACGCCUCCUCCUGAUUCACCUCUUAAUGUCCUUAGUUACAGCUGUUUUUGUUUCUGUUUUCAGCGGUGAAUAUUUCUGUACGUGUGUCAUCACAGAAACAUCUUGUGAGCGUUGUGUGGCUUUAAUAAUGGAUCAAUUAUGCAAGAACCACCGAGGCUUAAUCUGACUUGAGCUUUUGUUUGUGUCUCAAGGAAGUCGCUAGAUUCUCAUGUUUUUCUAUGUCAGUGUUUUUGCUAAUGUGCCCUGGUCAAGUUCAAAGGUUUAGGUCGGAUUCAAACCCGGUCCGAGAAUUCUCUUCUGUCCCCUCUGUUUCGGGAGAAAAGUGUCACUACUUUGGCUUAGUGUCUCCAGGUCAUGACAUGCUCAGUAUUAAACUGUGAACAGUUCACCUCUAAAGAUGUGUAGCUGCCAAAGUCUGGAUCUUUUGCACCGCCGGACUUUUUUUUAACAAUCAGACUUGUAGAAUAAUAAAGUGAUGACAACGUGUCAGAUUUCGAGCAGAUUCAUUGGCUAUCAGGAGCUGUCAAUCAUCUUCUUUGCACUAAAUCUUCAUGUGACUAAAACCUUGUGAUCAUUCCUCCUUCUGGAUUGUUAGAAAGCUUUAGUGAUUGCAGCGAGGAGUGUUUCAGAAGUGUUGAGCAAACCUCUUUUUGGUCAUUAAUGCCGCGUCCCCUCCCUGGCUGCAUUUUGUGUGCACUCACGUGACCCUCUGAUUCUCUGAGCUCCCGGUGGGUUGCCCCACAUACUGACCCAGUUAAUCGUCUGUUUGUGUUUUGAACUGAUCUCUGAACAAAGGAUUACAUCCUGCAGGGCUGCGACGCUCCCUGGGCGUCAAACGAGCUUAUGAGUCAUUUGAUCAUCCUGGUGUUUACUGUUUGUGUGAUCUGUCUGUGACUAACUGAUGUGAGUCUAAAGAGAGGAGGUUAUCACAAACAUCUGGAUGUGACUAACUGAUGUGAGUCUAAAGAGAGGAGGUUAUCACAAACAUCUGGAUGUGACUAACUGAUGUGAGUCUAAAGAGAGGAGGUUAUCACAAACAUCUGGAUGUGACUAACUGAUGUGAGUCUAAAGAGAGGAGGUUAUCACAAACAUCUGGAUGUGACUAACUGAUGUGAGUCUAAAGAGAGGAGGUUAUCACAAACAUCUGGAUGUGACUAACUGAUGUGAGUCUAAAGAGAGGAGGUUAUCACAAACAUCUGGAUGUGACUAACUGAUGUGAGUCUAAAGAGAGGAGGUUAUCACAAACAUCUGGAUGUGACGAUGUGUGAACAUGUGUGAAAGUCAUAGAGCUGCUCCUCACUCUCCAUGUCAGAGUGCUCAGAGCGAGCUGCAGCAGAUCCUCUCGUCUCCAAAGAGUUUCUCUAUAAAUUUAAAAACGUGUUUCAUUCAGCGUCCACACUUCACCUGCAGAAAUGUGUUCUCUGUUUAUUACACCAAUAAAGUAUGAGAGGAUAUCGACCUGCUUACAGACGUCUGCACAUCAGCAGAUAAUGAGGCAUAGACCGAUGUUUGUUUGUUGUGCCAAAUCAAUUGAAUGCUGACGUCGAGGACACCUGCUGUAAAUCUGGACUACAAGAUGAGAAGUCUUCCAGAGAGACAACAGGUUGAAACUGUAGUCCUGCGUGAUGAUUUCUGUUCCAGCUGUGUUGCUCUGUUUUCACUUUGUGGAGUUAGCACUCCUACUAGCUGCAGUACGCUAGCUGAGCUAGCUGUGAUGAGACCUGUGCUCUCCACCUCCUCUGCUCACUCGUUGACUUUAAGGAGUCUUCUCAAUCUAACCUCCAUAAGCUUUAUUUAUUUACUGAACCGUUUAUUGAAACCAUGGUGACCUCAUGACAGAGAAAAGAUGGUAAAAAGUCGCUUUAGCCUCGUUUCCACGAAGCGGUACGGUACACAUUUACUCUCAAAAGUCAGGAACCAAAAUAACCGAUCCGUACCGUCCUCUUUUUACCCUCUUCUGAUGGACGACCUCGGAGGUGAUGUCCCAUUCUUCUUCGUCCUUGAACUUUUUUGCAGAAUACACUCUAUGCCUGCGCCACUACGUAGCUUACAAAGUCAGGGAGCGGUUGUCUGUGGAAACACCAGUAAGAUCAGGGUUAACCGUACCAAACCGUACUGAACCAAACCGGACCGCUUGGUGGAAACGGGGCUUUAGUUUCCCAGCACAGCUCGAGAGGAUUUCCAAUCACCUCGUGUGGCGUGCAGUGUGUUCUGGUGGUGGUGACGGUGCAUGUUUUAUUCUGGUAUAUCGGUUCCAGCAGUAUGAAGGAUGGAGCCAAUUUUCCAGAUGAAAAAAUCAGUCUCUUCUACAUCAGAUUUUACGGUGACCACUGAUUCAGAGAGGUUUCUGAUUGGUCGGACAAAGUCUGACAUUUUUCAUCCUCAAACAAGUUUCAAGGUUUCUUUAUCUAAAAGGUUAAUGUGAGAUUCAGUGUUCCAGAUGUUCAUUAAAUGCAAACUUGAGGUUAAGAAGAGCAGACACGGGAGAGAGAGUGUUGCAUUGUGGGAGUCUGAUGAAACAAACGUCAGCAUCGGCCCUGAUGGAUCAGAGCGUCUCGACCACGAAACAAAAUCGAUGUUUCUGAUGUUUAAAUAUUUAGUCGUCUUCUUUGGGAGGGAUGUUCAUAUGUUUUAUUUGUUAUUUAUGUUUUAGCGUUCACAUUUUUAAAGAGCACAUUGUUUAUUAUGGCGUGAGAUGUUUCUGAACAAAUAAAACAUUGUGAUAAAAUCUG